Hipposideros armiger (great roundleaf bat) is the source of this 2843-nucleotide messenger RNA. RefSeq names its product polo like kinase 3 (gene PLK3). Bases 400 to 2499 code for a protein of 699 amino acids. Gene Ontology annotation, molecular function: protein binding; protein serine/threonine kinase activity; ATP binding. Gene Ontology annotation, biological process: DNA damage response; mitotic spindle organization; mitotic G1/S transition checkpoint signaling. Gene Ontology annotation, cellular component: nucleus; kinetochore; centrosome. NCBI's taxonomy places the organism in Eukaryota, Metazoa, Chordata, Mammalia, Chiroptera, Hipposideridae. The transcript is spliced from 15 exons. The record is from RefSeq and is a predicted model, not a curated record.
UAGCGGUAGUCUGGCACUUAAAAGGCCGUGUUGGUGACGCGCCCGGGUGAAGGCGAGCGCCGCCCCUGCCUUUCCCUUACCAGCUGGGACUGUGGUCCACCUAGUUGCUGGGAGACUCCUCAGAUGCCCAGCACUCACUAGGAGUUCAGCAUAACCCUAGGUUGGGAAAGAAGUGCGCACCCAGUCAUGGGAGCGGGGGACGGAGGAACGUCUGGGCCCACUCAUCCUGGCGGAAUCCGUAUGGUGACUGGCACUAUGACUGCGUCUUUAAGGCGUGAGCAGGAGGCUGGGCCUCGGGGUGAGUUGGAUGGGAGGAGGAGCUUCUUGAUGAUGAUGUAAGGCUUGAAGGAGGAGCGUGGCUUCUCGGUGACUCGCUGCCAGGAAGGGGGCGGGCUCUUAAUGACGAGACGCCGGAGAGGAGGCAAGCAUUCAUUGAUAAAAACGCCGGGCUCCCUUGGGCGCGAGCGCAGCGUAGCAAAUCCCGGCAGCGCCACGCCCGGCCUGGCCGGGCGGAACCUAGAAAACCCCCGGCCCGCGCUGCGAAACACCAUCCGCAUGGAGCCGGCUGCCGGCAUGCUGUCCCCGCGCCCCUUCCCGCGAGCGGCCGCUCCGCCCGCGCCCCACGCCGGGCCCGGGCCGCCUCCGAGUGCCACGCCGGGACUUGAGCUAGAGACGAUGGCCGGGCCGCCGGCGCGGGAUCCCGGACGCCUCAUCACGGACCCGUGCAGCGGCCGCACCUACUUCAAAGGACGCCUUUUGGGCAAGGGGGGCUUCGCCCGUUGCUACGAGGCCACUGACACAGAGACCGGCAACGCCUACGCGGUCAAAGUCAUCUCUCAGAGCCGCAUCACCAAGCCGCAUCAACGCGAGAAGAUCCUAAACGAGAUUGAGCUGCACCGCGGCCUGCAGCACCGCCACAUCGUGCGUUUCUCGCACCACUUUGAAGAUGCUGACAACAUAUACAUUUUCCUGGAGCUCUGCAGCCGAAAGUCCCUGGCCCACAUCUGGAAGGCCCGGCACACCUUGUUGGAACCAGAGGUGCGCUACUACCUGCGACAGAUCCUUUCCGGACUCAAAUAUUUGCACCAGCGAGGCAUCUUGCACCGAGACCUCAAACUAGGAAAUUUUUUUAUCACUGAGGAUAUGGAACUGAAGAUGGGGGAUUUUGGGCUUGCUACCCGGUUGGAGCCCCCAGAACUUAGGAAGAAGACCAUCUGUGGUACCCCUAACUAUGUGGCUCCAGAAGUGCUGCAGAGACAGGGCCAUGGCCCUGAGGCAGAUGUGUGGUCCCUGGGCUGUGUCAUGUACACACUGUUAUGUGGGAGCCCCCCCUUUGAGACAGUCGACCUGAAGGAGACGUACCGCUGUAUCAAACAGGUUCACUACACGCUGCCUGCCAGCCUCUCACUGCCUGCCCGACAGCUGCUGGCCACCAUCCUUAGAGCCUCACCCCAGGACCGCCCCUCAAUUGACCAGAUUCUGCGCCAUGACUUUUUUGCCAAGGGCUACACCCCCGACCGGCUCCCUGUCAGCAGCUGUGUGACAGUCCCAGACCUGAUACCCCUUAAUCCAGCUAGGAUUCUGUUUGUCAAAGUUACCAAGAGCCUCUUUGGCAGGAAGAAGAACAAGAGUAAGCACCAUCCAGAGGAGCAGGAUGAUGUCUCCUGUUUGGUGAGCGGCCUCACUCGGACAUCCAUUGGCCAUCAGGAUGCCAGGCCUGAGGUUCCAGUAGCUUCUUGUCCAGCCCCCCUCAGCCUGGUAGAGACAGCACCUGAAGACAGCUCACCCCGUGGGACACUGGCAAGCAGUGGAGAUGGGUUUGAAGAAGGCCUGACUGUGGCCACAGUGGUGGAGUCAGCCCUCUGUGCUCUGAGAAACUGUCUGGCCUUCAUGCCCCCAGCGGAACAGAACCCAGCUCCCCUGGCACAGCCAGAACCUCUGGUGUGGGUCAGCAAGUGGGUUGACUACUCAAACAAGUUUGGCUUUGGGUAUCAGCUGUCCAGCAGCCGUGUGGCUGUGCUCUUCAACAAUGGCACGCACAUGGCCCUGUCGGCCAACAGAAAGACUGUGCACUACAACCCAACCAGCACAAAGCACUUCUUCUUCUCUGUGGGUGCUGUACCUCGGGCCCUGCAGCCUCAGUUGGGCAUCUUGCGGUAUUUUGCCUCCUACAUGGAGCAGCGCCUCAUGAAGGGUGGAGAUCUGCCCAGUGUGGAAGAAGUGGAGGUUCCUGUUCCCCCACUCCUGCUGCAGUGGGUCAAAACUGAUCAGGCCCUACUCAUGCUGUUUAGUGAUGGCACUGUCCAGGUGAACUUCUAUGAAGACCACACCAAGCUGAUCCUCAGUGGCUGGGAGCCCCUCCUGGUGACUUUUGUGGCCCGCAACCGUAGCGCUUGUACUUACCUCGCUUCCCACCUUCGGCAGCUGGGCUGCUCCCCAGACCUACGACAGCGGCUCCGCUAUACUCUGCGCCUACUCCGGGACCGCUGCUCAGCGUAGGCCCCAGCCUGCAGAGCCGGCUAUGACCCAAGCCCUCAGGCCUGAUGUCUGUGCCUGUAAGGCUCUAGCCCUUGCCUCUGUGGCCCUCCCUGUCCCUUUGGUGCCUCACUGGGGGCUCUGGGCCUAAUCCCCCAGGGAAUCAGGGACCAGCUUUACUGAGGUUGGAGUCGGCCUUGUCCUAGCUGCCUCCUACUCCUUCUCCAAGAAAAGCCUGAGCCUUAGCCCCCAGCUAGGGGGCGUUAUUUAUGGACCACUUUUAUUUAUUGACAGACAUAUAUUUAUUGGGAUGUAUGCCCUAGGGAGAGCCAUCUCCUGGGUUAAUAAACCAUUUUGCAGAACUUGGA